UCACAUUUACAAGCAAAACCACAACUGCAGCGCUCACACUGCACCCCUCGUAUGUUGCUGCAGCAUUAUUCUACUCUAUUCUGUUGUUUUCUGUACUAACUAUGAUGCGAUGGCGUCACACAGGUGGACGGUCUCUGUUCUUCCUGGCUGCUGUUAUUGCCGGUGUCCACCUCCAGAGAAAUGACCGCUCUGUCCAGCCUGCCUCUCAGGCGCAGAUCUACCAGCCGGUGUUGCAGCCCUCUGAGGCCGUUCCUCCAAUAGGAACCUACAUGCUGAAAAACCUUGUUGGGAAACCCUGCAUCAAAGCCACCGUGGGAGCAGAGUUCAUCGUCAUAGAAAAGAAGAAGACUUGGUAUUUCAACCUGGACCCCUCCAGCGUCAGGACCGCUGGUUAUUGUGGCAGAGAAGCAGCUGUUCUCUCUCUCACACUGCCAGACAACGCUGCCAGUCUGCAGUUCACCUUUAGAAAGGAAAAUAAUCUUUUCUACGUCACCAAUGUGACUGUUCAUGUGUCUCCCCGGCCUGUCUGCCAAGGAUGUGCCAAUAAGACUUACUCAGGUUUGUUGGCCGAUCAGCAGCUGUUCGCAGCGGCUAAAGGACAGAGCUAUUACUGCAAAUCUGAGAAUCUGCUUUUGACCUCGCCGGAGCUGAGGAUCAAGCUGGUUCCUCUGCAGAUGCAGGCCUUCACUCUGCCCAGAGGACACUAUGGAGAAGAGGUGGAGUGUUGGGCUGACUUUAACCAUCGAGUUAUUCCCGUCAUCAUCGGGGCCAUAGUGACCGGUGUCAUUCUGAUCGCUCUGCUGACCUCCCUGUUCCUCAAAGACCGCCGCAGAGAAGGAUACGACAGGCUCUGAGCUUGUUGUGAAACUGAAUGGAGAUUUACUCCAUCUGAAAGAAUAUUUCAUACUCACUUGCUGUAACGAAAAGCUGUAACGAAAAGUUCUCAAGAAUGGUCUCCUUAACUUCAAAGUAAAGAGGUCUAAACUAUAAAGGCAAACAAUGUUGUUACAUUUGACUAUUUUUUAUUUGCUUUCUUUUCAUUAUUAUUUUCUAUCUUCCAUUCUCUUUUACCUGAAUUACACUUUCAUUCUUUUUCAGUGAUUACGUUUAUUCACUGCAGUUUGUAGUAGUACUCAUAUUCAACAGUUAUUUGACCUGAAUGGAUAUACUGCUGAAUGAACAUCACAUAGUCCAAGUUUUGCAGUAGUGUAGAUAAGACUUUUUUUAAAUAACAUAUAUUUAGUGUAGCCAGUACAACUUGUUGAUCGCUUACUUGUUGAUGCUUUAUCGUUUUACAAUGAAUUGAUAUUGUUUAUAAAUAAAAAAUAGUUUUAUGUUA
Molecule: messenger RNA, 1339 nt
Organism: Cottoperca gobio
Lineage: Eukaryota; Metazoa; Chordata; Actinopteri; Perciformes; Bovichtidae
Gene: lamp3
Product: lysosomal associated membrane protein 3
Exons: 7
Coding region: 102-854 (250 amino acids)
Biological process (GO): establishment of protein localization to organelle
Cellular component (GO): lysosomal membrane; late endosome membrane; plasma membrane
Source: RefSeq, a predicted model, not a curated record